This is a messenger RNA of Coccidioides immitis RS, 2095 nucleotides long. RefSeq lists its product as uncharacterized. The record is from RefSeq and is a predicted model, not a curated record. NCBI's taxonomy places the organism in Eukaryota, Fungi, Ascomycota, Eurotiomycetes, Onygenales, Onygenaceae. The coding region runs from base 307 to 1266 and encodes 319 amino acids. The transcript is spliced from 2 exons.
UUUUUUUUUUUUUUUUUUUUUUUGCCUGCACGGUUUGUGUCGUUUUGCAAAGUGAUAUCCCUGUACAAUAUAUACUCUGCUCUGUUUUGGGCUUCUCGCUAGUUCGUCCCUUUUUUUUUUCUCCGCUCUGGGGCUGGAGUUUUUUUCGUCGUUUCUUUUUUCACGUGGCUAUUCCCUGUCGACAGCGGAGUUCAGUGGGAUUCUCGAGGCGCCGGCUGCAUUCUUAUUUUCCCUGAACCAAAAAUUAUCGUUUGAAUCCGUCAGCGUUCGUUCGAUCAGUACACCCUCCAUGCCCGAUCUUCGAUAAUGUAUCACUACUCCAGUCCACCGCCCGGGUGGUCUGCCGCCUACGACUACCUCCAUUCUCCCUCUGCCCCGCACUAUACCUAUUACAAUGCUCCCUACUCGUCACCGCACGCCUCCCCUCGCUCCGCCAAACGACACGCCUAUCGAGCCAGCUAUUCUGGGACCAAAGACGGUGGGCCGUACUACUCAACUUCUGGCGGACAGUACCCGUGGCACGGUUACUAUGAGAGCGUGCCUGAAUACGCCGCCACCCCGCGCAAGCAGCCCGAGCAUGUUCCCCCCUCUGUAUACGAAGAGGCAGAUUCUCCAAAACGCUCCCGUGCCCGUCGCGCUUCCGCUUCGGCCCGCACGCCGCAGAAGCCACCAAAGCCAACCACCACAACAAACCUCAAGACGCCGCCAAAAGCUACGGAGGAAGAUGCAAUCCGCGCCGGAAUACCCGCCGGCUUCUCGAUCAAGAACUGGGACCCCACCGAAGCCCCCAUUCUCCUCCUCGGUAGCGUUUUCGACGCGAACUCGCUCGGGAAGUGGAUCUACGACUGGACCAUUUUCCACUACGGUGCGACGGCCCCAAUGUCGGAUGUCGCCGGCGAUCUGUGGUUGCUGCUUAUCAAACUCGCGGGCAAAGUGAAGAGAGCGGAUGAAUGCGCCCCGUUGAUUCGUUGCAGAGAGACGAGGGAGAUGGUCGAGGACUUCUUGGAGAGCGGGGAGCGGUUGUGGUGUCGCUUCAAGAAGCUGCUCAAGGCAUGCGAAUACUUCAUGUGGAAAGCCGCCAAGCGAGAAAGCGGAAAGAAUUCUGUCACCAUGGGUCGAAACGCCGGAUGCGAAUUCGUCGACUCUAUCUUCGGCCGGGAUCGGGAACUAGAAAAUACGGAGAAGUUGAUGAACAGUAUCCGGUUGUGGAAUAUGCGGUUUGACGCAAACUGUGAAGAGAUUCUCCGACGGCCCACGGAGGUAUGAAAUUAACUUGCUCCUCCUUGUUCUAAUUAAAAAAGAAAAGGGGAAAAAAGAUUCUAGAAAGAGACGGAUCCAGCAACAUGAUCCUAAUCGCACAACAUUUCCCCCUUGUCCGUUCGAGGUGACAAGCAAAUUCGGCAUAUUUUUUUUGUCCUAAUUAUUGCCACAAAUUACGGUGGGAAGUAACAUCCGGAGCAUUUAUUCUAUUUUUAUAUUCGAACGCAACCAGGCGCUCUGCUUUUUCGACUUCGUUCCGAGAUUUACAUAUAAACUAUUCGCCGUCGCCGGCAACCCAUAUUCUAUCCACUCCACGUUUACCGUAUACCCCGUCUUGACUCAACGUUGGGACUCGUCCAAAGGCCUUGUGUUAUUCUCUCGGCGCUCAGGAAAUGCAUUUGGGGGUCUUCUCGUCUGCAUUGAAUCGUACCCAGUUCGAAAGUAUUGUCUAACUGCUACCUCAUUCCUCGGCGCGAUGCAUUCUUAUUAUUCGGCCAUUGAGUUUGUUUCGUCCGUUGUGUCUGAGAGAUUUUUCUUUUUUUUUUUUGUUUUUUUGUUGCUCAUACCCAAGAGGUGGUCUCUAGUUUUUCCAAUUUGUCUCUACUCUACUGUUUCCUUUGUUAUUCCCUUUGUUCGGUUUUCCUAUUUAUUUAAUUUUUUCUUUUUUUUCGCUUUUAAUUUAAUGAUACCACUUUGUUUUUUGUGCGUUUCUUUUGUGUUUCUGUCUCUGAUCUACUUUACACUCCUUGACUUCAUGACGCUCCCUACCUAUACCAGUUACUCAAUGUAUAUAAGCGUACACUCACGCAAUACUAUUUAAAAUCUAUUUCUUUCA